Messenger RNA from Grus americana (Whooping crane), 4626 nucleotides. It is a transcript of the gene STAT1, whose product is annotated as signal transducer and activator of transcription 1. Gene Ontology annotation, molecular function: DNA-binding transcription factor activity, RNA polymerase II-specific; RNA polymerase II cis-regulatory region sequence-specific DNA binding. The coding region runs from base 109 to 2376 and encodes 755 amino acids. The record is from RefSeq and is a predicted model, not a curated record. Gene Ontology annotation, biological process: defense response; regulation of cell population proliferation; type I interferon-mediated signaling pathway. The transcript is spliced from 24 exons. NCBI's taxonomy places the organism in Eukaryota, Metazoa, Chordata, Aves, Gruiformes, Gruidae.
GCUCUGAUUGGCCCUGCGGCCGGCCCCCUCCCCCGGCAGCUUUGCGGGUAUUUCUGGGCGCAAGCGAGGGUCGCGGUGUGGAGUCGGAGUGCGGUCUCGUCCCACGAGAUGGCUCAGUGGUAUCAGCUACAGCAACUUGAUUCCAAGUUUUUAGAGCAAGUUCACCAGCUAUACGAUGACAGCUUUCCAAUGGAAAUCAGGCAGUACCUCGCACAGUGGCUGGAAAACCAGGAUUGGGAACAUGCAGCCAACAACGUAUCUUUUGCUACGGUGCUAUUCCACGACCUGCUGUCACAGCUCGAUGAUCAAUUUAGUAGAUUCUUGAUAGAAAACAACUUUUUGCUGCAACACAACAUAAGGAAAAGCAAACGUAAUCUUCAGGAUAACUUCCAAGAAGAUCCAAUACAUAUGGCAAUGAUCAUCUACAACUGUCUGAAAGAAGAGAGGAAAAUUCUGAACAGUGCCCAGUUGUCAAAUCAGAUGGAAGUGGGCAGCAUACAGAACACUGUGAUUGGGAUGCUGGACAAACAGAAAGAGCUUGAUGCGAAAGUUAAGGCUGUAAAAAAUAGCGUUAUAGACGUGGAGCAAGACAUCAAGACAUUGGAAGAUAUGCAAGAUGAAUAUGACUUUAAAUGUAAAACCUUGCAGAACAGAGAGCACGAGUCCAAUGGUUUGUCACAGGAGGAAUAUAAGAAAGAACAGAUGAAUCUCAAGAAGAUGUUUUUGUCACUUGACCUCAAGAGAAAGGAAGUGGUGAACAAGAUAGUACAGCUGCUGAACACCACAGAGCACACACAGAGUGCUCUUAUUAAUGAGGAGCUGGUGGAGUGGAAACACAGGCAACAGACUGCAUGUAUUGGCGGCCCACCCAACGCCUGCCUUGACCAGCUACAGAACUGGUUCACCAUUGUUGCUGAAAGUCUACAGCAAGUUCGUCAGCAGCUCAAAAAACUUGAGGAACUGGAGCAGAAGUUUACCUAUGACCCUGAUCCCAUCACAAAAAACAAACAAGUUCUGCAGGACCGGACAUACAGUCUUUUCAAACAGCUCAUCCAGAGCUCCUUUGUGGUAGAGAGGCAGCCCUGCAUGCCAACACAUCCUCAGAGGCCAUUAGUUCUGAAGACAGGCGUACAGUUUACUGUAAAGCUGAGAUUGCUGGUGAAAUUGCAGGAAUUGAACUACAACUUGAAAGUCAAAGUUUUAUUUGAUAAAGAUGUAAGUGAGAAGAACUCAGUCAAAGGGUUCAGGAAAUUUAAUAUUUUGGGAACAAACACAAAAGUAAUGAACAUGGAAGAAUCUACUAAUGGAAGUCUAGCAGCAGAAUUCAGGCACUUGCAACUGAAAGAACAGAAGAACGCGGGAAGCAGAACAAAUGAGGGUCCUCUCAUUGUAACAGAAGAGCUUCACUCUCUGAGUUUUGAGACACAGCUGUGCCAGCCUGGCUUAGUAAUAGACCUUGAGACCACGUCCCUUCCCAUUGUUGUGAUCUCAAAUGUGAGCCAGCUUCCAAGUGGAUGGGCUUCUAUCUUGUGGUUCAACAUGCUGUCUACUGAUCCCAAGAACUUGUCCUUCUUUCUGAAUCCACCUUUUGCAAAGUGGUCUAAACUUUCCGAAGUUCUGAGUUGGCAGUUUUCUUCUGUAACAAAGAGAGGACUUAAUGCAGAUCAGCUGAGCAUGCUGGGAGAGAAGCUACUUGGGUCAGCAUGUGGAGGAUCUCAUGAUGGCCUUAUUCCUUGGACAAGAUUCUGCAAGGAAAAUAUAAAUGACAAAAAUUUCCCCUUUUGGCUGUGGAUUGAGGGAAUUCUGGAGCUUAUUAAGAAACACCUCCUGUGUCUCUGGAAUGAUGGCUGCAUCAUGGGUUUCAUUAGUAAGGAGAAAGAACGUGCUUUGUUGAAGGACCAGAGUCCAGGAACAUUUUUACUAAGAUUCAGUGAAAGCAGCAGAGAAGGAGCAAUCACAUUUACUUGGGUAGAAGGAUCUCAAAAUGAGCCCCAGUUCCAUUCAGUAGAGCCAUACACCAAGAAGGAGCUCUCUGCUGUUACUUUCCCUGAUAUCAUUCGCAACUACAAAGUGAUGGCAGCUGAAAACAUCCCUGAAAAUCCCCUGAGAUUUCUGUACCCAGAUAUACCCAAAGACAAUGCCUUUGGCAAAUACUACUCCAGGCCGAAGGAGGCACCAGAGCCCAUGGACUUGGAUGGUCCCAAGGGAAAUGGCUACAUCAAGACUGAGUUAAUCUCUGUAUCUGAAGUCCAUCCUUCCAGGCUCCAGUCUCCAGAAAAUCUGCUCCCCAUGUCUCCUGAAGAGUUCGAUGAGGUGUCUCGGAUGGUGAGCCCAGCAGAGAUCGAUACUGUGAUGUGCUCAGCAUAUUCAACUUAAAGAUUGAGCUUUCAACUGCAUCAUUAACACAGCUGAUUAGCUUAUGCAUCCUGCUCUGCAGUCAAUGACUUGGUGACAUGCUUCACUUCAAUUCUUUGGGAGGCCCUAGAUAUUUCACUGCACAUCAGUUUCUCAACCUGAAGGUCCAGUAGCAAUUUUUAACUAGUGGGAAUAUAAACGGCAUUCCGAGUAGCCUCUUACACACACUUUUUUUGUUUAGAAGUUCUUUUUUAAAGAAGUUCCAGUUAGCGAGAUACUGUGCCAGAGUGGAGGAAGAGAGGAGGAUAGGAAUGAGAGGUCCUCAGCAAGAACGAUGGGAGAAACAUGCAUUUUGUUGUUUAAGGGAAUUAAUUAAAUUUAGCAUUUAAAACAGUUGGCUGUACAUAGAAGGCUUCAAAGGAAAGCUAGUUCUUUUGCAGAGGUUCUGUUCUGAAAGCUUGCACCUUCUGCAUAACUACUCCUGAAGAACUUUCACAACUUUAAAUUUCCCUCUGCACCACAGAAAGGAGGAGAGAAACACUCUGCCACACUGAAUCCACGUGCCACUGAAGUUUAUCCUGGUUUUCUGUUUUCUAAGGGCAUGGCAUACUGAAGAAAAAAUGUUAUCCGCAUUUCAUUUUUGUGUGUUUCUUAAGACAAAGUCUUCUUGUGUAGGAUGUUUAGCACAAGCUUUCUCACAAAGAGCACUUGGGACACCACCCAAAGCUGCACUGGCACAUGCUGAGCUUGCAAUUCAAUGCGUGCAAUCAAGACUAAAGCCUCUACAGACUGCAAGCAUGCUGUCUGGCAGCACUGUCAGACAAAAUGAGAACCUACUCUUAGAAAAAUAAGAGUACAAAAGGAGUUGGAGUACGUUUUUACUCACUGUGCUUAAUCUGCCGAGGUGAGGGUCUGGUCACUCCUAUCUUUUACAAUAAUAUAUGCCCUAUUUAGGUUAUAACAGGUGGAAUGGAACUUAAUUUUCUCAUGCACUAUGAACAAGGGUAUUUAUUUCACUGUUGAUUUGAAUAGCUAGAAGACCCUCCAGGCUUUGAUAAUGAAGUGGUUUUGCAAUUAGGGAUAAGGCACAGGAAAGCAAAGUUAAAUUUAUACUGAGUAAUGGCUGCAGCAUAUGCAAUCUUUAGUACUUAAAGGAUGAAGUUGCACUUCCACCCGAGGAGGAACAGGUUUGUUUCUCAGCGUGUUGGAAGAUAAUGGUGGAAGUUAAGAGGCAAGGUUGGCUUACGCCGCCCGUCUCAGUAUUAUCCAAGGCUGCCAACUGGCAGCAGCCGAGCAGAGGGACAGCACAAUGCCGACACCAGGUCCCACAUGUUCAGGUACAAAGGGGUUGGACAAGUUGGCCUCAAGGUCCCUCCAACCUCAGCCCACCUGUGACCAGCUGCUUCUGCAGCAUCUCAAGCCCCAGUACCCAUUCCCAGUGCCCAGGAGGGCAGCGGCGGCCAGUGUGACUCACAGCCGUUGCAGGGCCACUUCUCUGCCCUUCAGAAAUGCUACGAUCAGCUGCUGCUUAGAAAAUGAACGACUGGUUCAAUUUGGUGUGUCGUGCCCAGGAAGACUGAUGUGCCCCCAGCAAAAGCCAGAGAGAAAGAAAACUUAAAGGACCUAGAGCACGUAACGUACCUACUUACAUGGAAAGCAUUGCUACAGUGACUUAUUUUUGGUACCCUCGGUUACUGAGGUUAACAGUGCUACAGAACAUCACCACUGGUGACUUACUGCUUUCAUCUUAUAACUGGCUAAAUGUAUAUCUAUAUUGUAAUACAAAAAUCAAAUACUUGUUUCUUGAGCUACACCUUGUACUCAUGUCCCAUACUCAGCAGUUUGGUUUGAUUACUUUUAUAUUCCAAUUUUAUCGACCAGGGUGAAAUUUGCUUGUGAGAUUUAAAGCAGUGGCCUUAUUCAUAGCUUUGUCUUUACAUAGCAAGUAUUUCUAAAAGCGAUGGGGUUUUUUUAUUCUUUUGCCAUUUUAAAUAAAUGGAACUAUCAGUUGACACUUUAGUCCUUUAUCUUGUGUUUUGGCUACUUCUAUUAUAAAGAUGAUGCAUCUGCCAAUACUUUACUGUAUAUCUCAUUUUAAACUGGUUUGUGUGACUAAACAGUUAUACAGCUCUGAAGUCUAAGGCAACAGAGAUGUUUUUAAUUCGCUGUAUUGUUGCAGGUCAGUUCUUAGAGGUGGUAGUUAGAAUAUUUAUUAUUAUUGCUUGUAUCACAUCACUGACUUUUUUUCUUAAUAAACUUCAGUAAACUCAA